UUUUGUCACUCAUUUCAGAAAGUGAAACGUAUAUUAGCAACAUAGAUUCAUCACACAUAGAAGGAAAUAUCUCAAGCCUCCAUUUCUUGUAACUUUGAUGAUUCUGGCUUACAGAUGAUAAAAACCCAAAAGUUUGCAAACUUCUACCGACGCUUCAACUGGAACUAUGUGCUUUGAUCAACUGGAAGAAACACUCCAUGUGAAAUAAAGCAUGAAUAUGUGGAGGAGCAUGGUGGAAGAUAUGUGAUGCUGCGGGCCUUUUUUCUCUCCCAGAGAUCCUUAUUACAGUUCAAAGUAUCAUAUUUGAAAUGCCAGGACUUGUAUAUUUAUUCAGCUGGAUUUUUGUUGGACAUUCAGUUUUUCAGCAGGAUAGUGAUCCAAAACCUAUGACCAAUUCCAUGGUCUUCUCAUCUGUAUUGAAAACCUUUGGGCUGAGCUGGACACAGAACAUAAGAGAGGAGCCAGGAAUCUGGAUGAUCUAGAGAGACUGCUCAAAACAGAAUGGUCAAAGAUCCAUCUGUUUCUCUUUUCCAACCUUCCUGACUAAGUGCUGUCCUUUUAUGGAAAGUAUUAACAUCCCAGAUACCAUCAGAUGUGGAACCAGGGAUUUUGCUAGAAACAAUUUUCAUGUUUUUGUCUGAGACUAUGCUAGUGCAAUAAAAUCUAAAUGUAUUUGAAGGCUUUUUACUUACUACACCAUGGCUGCGCUCUAGAAAUACGAAACAAAUGAGAUUGUUUAUUUGAGUUAGCCAAUAAAAUCACAAGCAUGAUUAUUAUUCCAGUUUUUUGCGUGUUUUACAAAUGUUCUGUGAAGGAUAUGAAAUGGAACUUCGUUUACAUGAUUACUAAUAGAAUAUUUAUCUUUAACUCCAUAUGAUAUUUCAGUUCAGAAUAUCAUCUGGAUUACCAGUAUAUCUGAGUAGGUGGAGUAUUAUUCUAUGUAGGAUACAUUAUAUCAGGUGUUGUUGUACUUACUUCAUAAAAUACUUAAAUCACCCGUUUAUAAAGUUUUUCUCUAGUCCAAUAGCUGAUUUAUGUCAGGAUAUUAUUUUUUUGUAACAAUAUAGUACUUUUUUUCUUUUGGUGAGAAAAACUAUUCUAUCUGGCUAAGUCAUUUAAAAUCAGUUAAGGUCGUAAACACAAACAUGAUCUCAGUAAUGUCAAAACCUACCACUGAUUUUUACAUGAACCAGAAUGUGCUACAACCGUUGCCCAGCAGGGGUCGCCACAACACCACAAAAUAAAAAGAGCGCAACUAGCGUUGAAGAAAUGAUCCAGUAACAAGAACUUUACAUUUAAUAUCAAAUAAAAACAAUUUGUGACAUCAACGAAAAAAAAAAACGUUAUUCUUUUUUACUGUGAAAUGUUAUAGUCGUACUGUGAUCUUCAAUUUCAUUUGUAAAACACUGAGACCUAAGUAUUUAGUUGUGAAAAUAAUUGGGACAGCCCAGUAAAUGUUCACCAUAACCCUAAAAGCUGACGUACCCCCUUCAGUGAGACGCUUCUUGUAGUCAUCUAGCAUCAGUAUAAGGAAAGUUUCCCCCAUUCCUUUUCAGCGCUGGGGUUUCUUGCAUGAUCAAUCUGUUUCAGGUCACCCCACAGACUCUUAAUGAGAUGAGUCGUUGGUGGAUUUACUGGUAUGUUUUGGGUCGUUGAGAUGCGUUUUUUUUUUUUUUUUUUACUUUUACAGAUGGUCUUAUGGUGGAUUCUAUGAUGGUGAGCAAACCAUGCCACUUCCAGCACCAUGCUUGUAUCAGAUUCCUAGUAUGCUGUUUUUAUGCCAAACGUGUCCUCUGUUCUGGUGUCCAGUUAAUGCAUACACUCAUCUGUCCGGAAAACGCUAUUUUAGUCUUUGUCUACGUUCUCUUUGGCAACCUUCAGUCUGUUUUACUAGAGAUCUAAAAUUGAUUGUAGUAGCAUCAGCGUUUUAUUGCGAACGCUGACCGGAAACUCAACAGCCGUCAUUGUGCUUUUAUUUUGAAAUCUCCUGCAGAAACAACGAGUCGGGCUGAGAGGGGCGUGGUUUUAUUUUGAAAAGGUGAAAGGAAGUCAGUCUGUCCUCUCUGUGGGAGUAGGUAGCUAGCGGUUACACCACUCCCGUGUCUGUCGACGUUAGGUCCUCCUCCAGCCUCUUUAAACUGCCUUCUCUGCUCAACAAGCGACAUUUUCGGACACCUUGUUUGCAAACACGCAUACCCGUAUGUGUGUUUCCGUGAAUAUUUCUUUCUCUGUGGGAGCCUGUGGGACAUAGACCGUGUUGUUCUGUAAGAGACGCUACUGACCGUGGUGGGCGGAUAAAGGCAAGCCGAGGAGGGCAUCCGGCCCUGGCAGCUCCGGAGAGUCGGCUUGAAGGGACAGGAUUCACCAUUUCCAGACCUUGGACAGUCGCCCUCUCCAAGUCUUUUAAGCAUGUUCUCUGUUGAACAUGUGUGUGUUUCGCGCACCAAGGAUUGAGCCGGGCGAGAUUGGCUCAUAAUCCUCAGAUUAGGCUGUGGCGUUGUAAGAGCAGCAGCAGACGGGGAUUAAACCAUGAUGGGAGUCCAGAUCUCAGCACGCAGGCACGGCAGAACGCAGGAAAACUGAGAAAUUCUCUGCAGCUGUAGUUUGAUCAAUAAAUGCAGCAAAUGCUCACAUGUUAAAACAGCUUCAAGAGCAAAGCUCUUGUUGGAUGUCGAACCUCUAAGAUCAGCUGGUGGACCAUCGGCCUCAUGAUCCUGUCUCUGCCUGCUAUGCGUAUUUUCCAGCUACCAGGCAAACAUCUAGACAGGAAAACACACAUUCUUGGAUGCUGGACUCAUCCAGCUGUGCGUACAUGAGCGGCGGACCAGGCCGGAAGCGUCUCAUUAACUGGGUAAUCUGAUGUGCGUCGAGACAGACAAAUGUUAAAGAACAGGCCGGCUGAAGAAGAUGGAGUGUUGUGGCGCGGCGGGACAGGGGCGAGUUAACAACAGGUGGAACAUUUUCCUCACCAACCAAAGGAAAACAACAUCAUGUCAUGAUGCUGAUAAAGCCGUAGUCACCAAAUAACAGCAGUGUGAUGAGGUCGACUGGAGCGAACCACAAAAGCUAAACUGCGGGUUUAAAAAUCAGAGCAGUGAGCUAACGGAGGCAAACUUCCUGUGUAGAGGCUGUGAACCGCCCUGCUAUGGAGAAGAUGAAGAGGAUAAAGAAGCGUCUGUCGUUAACUCUCCGGCCCAGUCUGACCAUUGAUGAAUCUCUCUCUGAACUGGCAGAGCAGAUGACCAUCGAGGAUGGUGGGACCAAGGACAAUGAGCCCUUUAUGAGAAAUGGCCGCCCCCCCACCUCCCACAGCAUGCACUCCUUUCUGCACCAGUACACAGGCUCCUUCAAGAAGCCACCCCUCCGCCGGCCGCACAGUGUCAUCGGCGGAACCCUCGGCUCCUUUAUGGCCAUGCCACGCAAUGGCAGUCGUUUGGACAUUGUUCAUGAGAACCUGAAGAUGGGUUCUGACGGGGAAAGUGACCAGGCUUCUGGAACGUCUUCAGACGAGGUCCAGUCCCCGACCGGCGUCUGUCUGAGGAACCGAGUCCACCGCCGGAUCUCCAUGGAGGACCUGAACAAGCGCCUGUCACUGCCUGCCGAUAUCCGAAUCCCCGACGGCUACCUGGAGAAGCUGCAGCUCAGCAGCCCGCCCUUCGACCAGCCGCUGAGCCGGCGCUCCCGCCGGGCCUCGCUGUCUGAGAUUGGUUUUGGGAAGUUGGAGACGUACAUCAAGCUGGACAAACUUGGAGAGGGAACGUACGCCACGGUGUUUAAGGGGCGCAGUAAGCUGACAGACAACCUGGUGGCGUUGAAGGAGAUCCGACUGGAGCACGAAGAAGGAGCCCCAUGCACCGCCAUCAGAGAAGUGUCUCUUCUAAAAGACUUGAAACACGCCAACAUCGUGACGUUACAUGACAUCGUCCACACCGACAAGAGCCUCACGCUCGUCUUCGAGUACCUGGACAAAGAUCUGAAGCAGUAUAUGGAUGACUGUGGAAACAUAAUGAGCAUGCACAAUGUGAAGAUCUUCCUGUUCCAGAUUUUACGAGGGCUGUCUUACUGUCACAAGAGGAAAGUUCUCCACAGAGACUUGAAGCCGCAGAACCUCCUAAUCAAUGAAAAGGGGGAACUCAAACUUGCUGAUUUUGGUCUUGCGAGAGCAAAGUCUGUCCCGACCAAGACGUAUUCGAACGAGGUGGUGACUCUUUGGUACCGACCUCCUGAUGUUCUCCUGGGAUCCUCGGAGUACUCGACACAGAUCGACAUGUGGGGUGUGGGCUGUAUAUUCUACGAGAUGGCUGCAGGUCGGCCUCUGUUCCCAGGCUCCACCGUGGAGGAUGAGCUUCAUCUUAUUUUCAGGCUGCUGGGCACGCCCACAGAGGAGAAAUGGCCAGGAAUCUCCUCCAUAGAAGAGUUUAAAUCCUACAACUUCCCCAAAUACAAACCACAGCCGUUGAUCAACCAUGCACCCAGGCUGGACAGUGAAGGCAUCGAGCUGCUGCUGGCCUUCCUCAGAUACGAGUCCAAGGCGAGGAUCUCAGCUGACGAAGCGAUGAAACAUUCCUACUUCAGGCAGCUCGGGAUGAGAGUCCACACACUGCCUGAAAGUGUGUCAAUGUUCACAUUAAAAGAGAUGCAGCUUCAGAGAGAUCCUGGCUACAGGAACUCCUCCUACCCCGAGUCAGGUAACAGCAACAUCAACAGAAGGCAAAGCAUGCUUUUCUAAUAUUUCCUGAGGAGGAUGGUCGACUGGCCAGCUUCACCUUCACGUCCCAGCAACUUCACGCAUGAGCCCACCUCCCUUCGAGGCGUCUCGCCCCACUCCCGCACCCGCACACUCACAUGCGUACUCACACACACACACCCACACACACCCUCUGAAUGAGUGACUUUGAGUCAAAACUCUUGGAGACUGUUUAUUUAUUGGGGUGUGAGGUUAACUUAUUUUGCUGCUAAACUACUACUGUCUACUAUAUGUGACAUAUAACAUGUCUGUGUGUGUAUGUGUGUGUACACAUGUGUGUUAGGGCAUAUGAUGUGAACUGAAGACGCCAUGCACGGUUAAGCAGUCUGUUAGGUUACUGUCAUUUUUUCUGAUUGUAAUUCUUCGGUAUCUUUAGUUUGAAAUUCAACUGAUGUUGAUGUCAACGCUGUGACGAAGUUGUUGUUUUCAUAGUUGUGCUAACAGAGCGACAGCUGCAGUUUCUUCAAACUUUUUAUGCAUUGUGUUUAUCUAUACAUAUAUAUUUAUGUGUAUAUAUGUACAUGUUUAUUUGGAGAUUAUUUGGUUUUUUUUUCCUUCGAGCUUCCGUGACUGAACUAUACAAGAUUUCUACAUUUCAAAAGGCUGCAGCACUUGACUGUGUUGGCUUUGAGAGGGAUGGGAAUGAUGAUGAUGAUGAUGAUGAUGAUGAUGAUAAUGAUGGAUUUCCCAUCUUCGAUUUUCCAAAUACAUUUCAGAUCAACUUUGUUUUUAUAAGGGCCCGCUGCUUUCGGGGGUUCCACUGAAAGUCUGAGCAUGGCGACUGACAGCUGAGGGCUGAACAAAGCUAACAGUUGUAGCUGUUGGUUUAUGCUCAUUUCGAUCACUGUUAAAUCGACAGGACCAAAUCUAUGACAGGUAAAAGCUUGAAUUUGGCAUGGGCUGGUAGAGGAUUUUCACGGUAUGAUGACCAUGAUUAAAAAUUGAAACGGUUUCCCAGUAUUCAAACAAACUUUGUAACAUGAUCUAAAUGCUUUCUUCAAAACAUAAAAGCAUGUAUUACUACUUUUCCUAAAAUAUGACAUUGUUGAUUACAGUUAUGUUACAUAUAACAUAUUUAGAUUUGCAUAAAUAGACUUAGGCAAAAAAUAUGGAAUAAGCAGCUGUUAAAUUUAUUGUUAAACAUGUUCUGUUCUUUAUAGAGAAAUGGAAAUCUAACAGGCCAAUAGGCAAGAUAUCUGAUCCGGUAGCCUGCAGCCUGCUGCUUAACAGACAUAACAGUUUGUUGCCUCAUUGGUUUCCACACCAUGAUUGUCUGUCUUUUCCAUCGCUUAAACAAUCAACAAAUAUUGCUGUUUGGAACCAUUUCCUUUUGUAAAAAACAUACAGUGCUGCGUUACUCUAUCCUUCAAACGUCAGAGAAAACGCUGUCACUUUAUCUGGUUUUUAAUUUUUCGUAGGAAAACGAAUUGCAGUUUUGAAAUCAUAGCCAUUUAAAACCUUGGAGUACCACCAUACCGGAGACCAGCCCAUGCUUUAUUGUGAAGAUUACUGGACAGUAUUGUUGAAUGAGAAAUACCAGAACCCAAAGGGUAAAAGAUUGUACAAGCUUACAACCCCUCCAACUGCCAGGGCUGCGAUGCAAACGUACAAUUUGUUUAGGUGUGACUUUUUUUUUUUUACCUCGCACUCCAGUGUUUGGGUUUUUUGUUUGUUUUUUAUCAGGGACGUGGGCCUCAACACAGCUGAGUUUACCCAACAGUAUUAAGGUGUGUUCUGUGACCUUUCCUUAUAAAACAACGCGGAUGCUCUUAAACAACGGUUCCUUUCAAAACCAUGUCCAUCCACAGUUUUUUCCAUCAUUUUUACAACAUAGAGAUUUCAAAUUGAAACUUUAGACUUUACUGCUCAUGUGUUGUUAGCAACUGACAGUGAUGCUAAAGAUAAUUAAAACCUUUUGACGAGUCUUUGUUUGAAAUACGAUUACUGUAGCAAUAAGAACAUUUCCCUGAAUCAUUCUUAAAUGACAACUGAUGUUCAUUGCAUUCCUGGGGUCAACCUAGUUAAUUUUCCAUCAAUAAAUAUCAAGCAGCAGCCAUUUUGCUGAGGUUAGAACAGUUUGCAAGAGCUAGCAUGCCUCAGAAUAUAAGGUCAAUGCUACUCUGCCUAUAAAACUAAACCCUGUUUCGAUAUCUACUUUGUGAAAACGUAACAUGCAGCAUUAAACGUGGUGAAGCUAGGCUAGCUUUCGCAGAUCUCUGUUUUUAUGCUAACUUUAAGUGAGCAAAUUAACUGUUUGCUAAAACUAAACGUACAAUAUGAAGUUACAUGUUCAAACAAAUGUAGGUCACAAAAACGGUGUCUAAAUGUUACAAUCUCUGGUAUCAAGGAGAAUAUAAUUAGCAUAGCUAAUUAGCUUUUAGCUAAUUAGCUAAAAGGCUGAUAAAGUUGAAGUAGUCUUUUUGUUAAAUGUAUGGGAAAAGAUUUUAACAUACGGCCUAAAGAUAAACAUUAAAACAGGCAGAAUUUAAAUGAGAUGCCGUAUUGGUGCAACAUUUAACAGCCUUAAAAGGUGAUAUUUAUUAAAAGCAGAAAAAACAGAACUACUUAUAUGGAUUAUUAGUGCAUUAAACAUCAAACAGUAAAAAUGAAAGUUGUCGCAGAAUCAGAGGGAGGUUUUCUUGUUGCUCUUUUGUUCAACGGCAGAAUGAAAACCAUUUUGUGACAGCAAAGAUUUGUUUAAGCAACACUAGUGUUCUUUGUUUCAGAUUAGGUAGCACAUGCUAGAGUGCUUGAAGCACUGGUAAAGCUUGAUAAACUUGCAUCUGAAAUCCAUUAAUGUAAUAAUUUUAACAUCAAACACAGAUUGGAGGUAAUGGGGCAAUGAUCCUGUAAAAAAAAAUACAAAUCUUUUUCAUCUAAAUUAUUUUAAAAAUUGCUUAAUUUGAGAGAUUAAAUUGUGAUUACACAAUUAAAUACAGUAAACUGUAAACAGGAAGUCAUUAUAUUAAUGAUAAAUGUCCUGUAUUAUGUUGGCUUGUUGUUUUUUCAAGUCAGAAAUGUUUCUUCUGUGUAUAUUCCACUUUAUUCAAAUUAAGGAUCAUUUCACUGUUUACUGCAAACUGUGUUUCUGCUAAUAUGAAUUUUUGUACAUGAAAAGCAGUAACAUGCACGAAAGGAGAUUUCUAAAACAGCUUAAUAUUUAUCAUUGUAAAACUGUACUUUUUCAGAUGGAUGAAUGACUUGUAUGUGUUUAUGUCUGAGCGUGUGGGGAUGUGUAUGCCUGAUGCAUGGAAGGCCUGCUGUGUUGUCAACUCAAAAUCUCUGAAACACUGAGCUGCCGGUGAACAGUUGGUGUGUGACUCUUUUUACUGGAUCUAUUUAUUUCUCAUAACCAUCAGAAGUAAAAUUUAAAAUUUGUUUCAUAAA
This is a messenger RNA of Girardinichthys multiradiatus, 8134 nucleotides long. RefSeq names its product cyclin-dependent kinase 17 (gene cdk17). Gene Ontology annotation, cellular component: cytoplasm; nucleus. Gene Ontology annotation, molecular function: ATP binding; protein kinase activity. NCBI's taxonomy places the organism in Eukaryota, Metazoa, Chordata, Actinopteri, Cyprinodontiformes, Goodeidae. The record is from RefSeq and is a predicted model, not a curated record. The transcript has 22 exons. Bases 3146 to 4729 code for a protein of 527 amino acids. Gene Ontology annotation, biological process: protein phosphorylation.